AUGCAUCAACGUAUGGCAGAUCUAGCGAGCGUACGUAUCACGCAAGCACUUCCUUUCGUAAACACCGGAUGCGAUUACGCAGGACUCAUUCUUCUGAAGGACGCGAAGGAGCGUAAACCACGCAUCAGCAAGGGCUUCAUAUGCCUAUUCGAUUGUAUGGUCAUUUUGGCGAUCCAUCUUGAACUCGCCACGGACGUAUCCACGGAAACAUUUCUGGCGGCAUUGCGACGAUUUUUCCCGAUACGAGGCAAAUGCAACCGCAGGUACACCGACAAUGGUACAAAUUUCAUCGAAGCGAAGCGAUCCCUCGAUGAAAUGCAGCAACUCUUAAGUUCAUCUCAACACAAAGAUCAAAUCGUGAACACCCUUGCAGACGAAGGAAUUCAAUGGACAUUCAUCCCACCACAUGCUCCGCAUUGGGGAGGAAAAUGGGAAUCUGCAGUUCGAUACGUAAAGCUGCAUUUUCGACGAGUAAUUGGAAACACCACACUGACAUAUGAACAAAUGCGCACCUUGCUUGCGCAAAUUAGCGCUGUCGUGAACUCACGACCCCUAUGCUAUACCUCAGAUACAGAUGACAGCUAUCUAUCACCAGCCCAUUUUCUCAUCGAAAGACCAUUCACGACAAUACCGGAGGCAGAUCUUGGCCACAUUCCUGUGGGCCGACUGGGAUACUGGCAGAGUAUCCAAUCCAUGUAUCAAGGCUUCUGGAAACAAUGGCACCAGGAGUAUCUGAUAAGUCUACAGCAACGUCUUAAGUGGACCACGACAACCCCUAACAUUUCGAUCGGCAGCGUUGUGCUCGUCAAGGAGUCCAACACACCACCAGCAUCAUGGCAUUUAGCGAAGGAGAUCGACACUUUUCAAGGAAAGGACAAUAUGGUUCGAGCAGUCAGGAUCAAGACGGCAGCAGGAGAAAUCAACUACCAAACCUUCUUGCAAAUCUAUUUCUGCGACCUCAUCCUCAUUCACGCGUGGCAGGGAGUCUGGAACAAUGUGCAGCGACCCUUUCCUAUGUUCGAUGCUAAACUGGAAUCUUUGUAA
Molecule: messenger RNA, 1044 nt
Organism: Drosophila ananassae
Lineage: Eukaryota; Metazoa; Arthropoda; Insecta; Diptera; Drosophilidae
Exons: 2
Coding region: 1-1044 (347 amino acids)
Biological process (GO): DNA integration
Molecular function (GO): nucleic acid binding
Source: RefSeq, a predicted model, not a curated record